AUGACAUUAACAAAGCGGACAAGUCGACUAUUAUCAACAAGUACAUUGCUCACAAUAGGCGGCAACAAUAAUAUCAUUGGAGCUAUUCAGUGCUCUUCUUAUUCACAACCACAGCUACAACAAGAACAAGAGGACAAAAAAACAAAAGUGAAGCGCAAAAGCGAUCUAACUGAAGGGCCUGCCAAGAAAAGACAGCAGCAACAGGAAGAAAUUAGUGCUUCCGGUUUACUUCUUCAAUCAACAAGACAUCAGUGUUUUUCUUUUGAAUCUCCAACCUGUACCGAGCCUUCCACCUAUUUCCAAGAUGUUUACCUUAUGCGCUGUCAUCAUCCAACACAUUUGGCAUCAUCAUUGGAAAUUUGUAUUCGACAACCGUCCUUUCCACACCCACAACAUGUCUAUAGGCGUCUCAACAGAACAAUGACUGAUACUCUAUUGAUGAUUUCAACGCUUCACAAGCCUUUUAUGAUUUCCAGCUCUCUAUUGCGAAUCAUCAACAAAAACUCCAUAUGGAAACUCACCUAUGCUGUAUCACAUCUUAGAUGGGCUGCAUUCUCCAUCUUGCUUAUCAAACCUGGAAGGAUGCCUGAAGGUAUGGGCAAUAUUUUUGGUGAAGAAUAUCUGGAUUUAUUUGCGGAGGACAUUCAAGAAAUGAUGGGAAGCGAUUUCGUGAAAACCAAUAACUUAGCCUUGGAGUCUGGUACUCAUCUUAUCCUGUCAUUAGCUUCCAUUCUCCUACUGCAAAACAACAACCGACUUCAUCAAGUCAUGGUACCGUUUUUUGGUAACAAGCUCUACAACAAAAUCCGGAAACGUAACCUCGAAGAUUGGGGCAUGACACGCAAAUUCCCUGGCGAUGUCUUAUUGGAUGCAAUCAACAUCGCAGAAAGUCUUUCACAUCGAUUACAUUCGUUUUUUUUUCUUUCUUUUAUACAUUCCCUAUGA
Messenger RNA from Halteromyces radiatus, 945 nucleotides. RefSeq lists its product as uncharacterized. The transcript is spliced from 7 exons. The record is from RefSeq and is a predicted model, not a curated record. The coding region runs from base 1 to 945 and encodes 314 amino acids. NCBI's taxonomy places the organism in Eukaryota, Fungi, Mucoromycota, Mucoromycetes, Mucorales, Cunninghamellaceae.